AUGAGUCCAUUUGUACUGGCUGUGGUGAGCAUUGCAUUUCUCAACUUGCAGUUCCUGCAAGCUCAUGGAAGCGAACUGCUUCUGAGCUGUGGCUCCAACGGCACUGUUGGUGCUGAUGGGCGGAGAUGGACCGGGGACAUGACCCCUGAGGGGAAUUUUACCUUGAGCAGUCCUGGGCUUGCUGCAUCACUGGUCGGAAAGAGCAAUUCCGAUGAGAUAUUCGGACCGCUUUACAGUUCUGCCCGUUUCUUUGAUGCGGCAACUUGGUAUACCAUUAGUGUGCUGCCAGGAAGUUACUGUGUCAGAUUGCAUUUCUUCCCUUCGACAUUUGGGAAUUUCAGUGCAAACAAUUCUGUGUUUGAUGUCACAGCAAAUGAUUUCAAGCUUGUUUCAAAAUUCAAUGUGUCAGAGGAGAUUGCUUGGAGAGCCUCUGUGAGCAAUUCAGUCAUCAGUGCAGUUGUCAAGGAGUACUUUCUCGUAGUUGGUGCUCGUGGCCUGAAUAUUGAGUUUGAUCCAAGACCUGGGUCGUUUGCUUUUGUGAAUGCAAUUGAGGUCAUGCUGGCCCCAGAUAAUUUGUUCAAUGAUACAGUGAGCAAAGUUGGCAGUGCAGGCAUGCAACUUCCUCUUGGCUUGCGCGGCAGAGGUGUUGAGACAAUGUACCGGCUGAACAUUGGAGGUCCUGCACUUAAAUCGGCCAGUGAUCAGUAUCUCCAUAGGCCAUGGUACACUGAUGAAGCAUUCAUGUUUUCUACAAAUGCUGCUCAGACUGUGUCUAAUGUUUCAAGCAUAAUGUAUGUAUCAAGCAACGACUCAUCAAUUGCGCCAAUUGAUGUUUACGAGACUGCAAGAAUCAUGAGCAAUAACAUGGUUGUGGACAAGCGGUUUAACGUGUCAUGGCGAUUCUAUGUCCACCCAAACUUUGAUUACUUAGUCCGCCUUCAUUUCUGUGAGCUUGUCUAUGACAAGCCCAGCCAGAGGAUCUUCAAGAUCUACAUCAAUAACAAGACUGCUGCUGAGAACUAUGAUGUGUAUGUUAGGGCUGGGGGAAUUAAUAAAGCACAUCAUGAGGACUUCUUUGACAACUCAACACAGCAGGCAGACUCACUUUGGCUGCAGCUAGGCCCUGAUUCCAUGACCAGUGCCUCAGGUACUGAUGCACUUCUGAAUGGUUUGGAGAUAUUCAAGCUCAGCAAGGAUUCCGACCUUUCUUACGUGCUUGGUCAUAUUGACACGGGCAACCAAAGGGGUUCUUCAAAAAGGGGAAAGAAUAAAGGUCUAUGGGAAGAAGUUGGUAUUGGCUCAGCAUCUUUAGUUGUAGUUACAAGUGUUGUUCUGUUCUCUUGGUGUUAUAUAAGAAAGAAACGAAAAGCUGUCAAGAAGGAGGCCCCUCCCGGCUGGCAUCCGUUGGUUCUCCAUGAGGCUAUGAAAAGCACUACAGAUGCCCGUGCAACCAGUAAAUCGUCCUUGGCACGAAAUGCCUCUUCCAUCGGUCAUAGGAUGGGAAGAAGAUUCGGCAUUGCAGAGAUUAGGGCUGCCACGAAGAAUUUUGAUGAGUCCUUAAUCAUUGGAACUGGAGGAUUUGGAAAGGUCUACAAAGGUGAGAUCGAUGAGGGCACUACAGUGGCUAUCAAGCGUGCUAAUACAUUAUGUGGCCAGGGUCUAAAAGAAUUUGAAACAGAGAUUGAGAUGCUUUCCAAGCUUCGGCACCGGCACCUUGUUGCAAUGAUUGGCUACUGUGAAGAGCAGAAAGAGAUGAUUCUAGUUUACGAAUACAUGGCUAAGGGAACACUGAGAAGCCAUCUCUAUGGGAGCAACCUUCCUCCUCUGACAUGGAAGCAACGGAUUGAUGCAUGCAUUGGUGCGGCCCGUGGCCUUCACUACCUCCACACAGGAGCGGACCGAGGUAUAAUCCACAGGGAUGUAAAGACCACUAACAUUCUGUUGGACGAGAAUUUUGUUGCAAAAAUAGCAGACUUUGGGCUGUCAAAAACUGGACCAACGCUCGACCAAACCCAUGUUAGCACUGUAGUCAGGGGAAGCUUUGGAUACCUAGAUCCUGAGUACUUCCGGAGGCAGCAACUCACACAAAAAUCCGAUGUGUAUUCUUUUGGAGUGGUGCUCUUUGAAGUUGCCUGUGCAAGGUCUGUGAUAGAUCCCACAUUGCCAAAGGAUCAAAUCAACUUGGCAGAGUGGGCGAUGAGGUGGCAGCGCCAGCGCUCGCUGGAAGCAAUCAUGGAUCCUCGUCUGGAUGGUGACUUCUCAUCAGAAUCCCUGAAGAAGUUUGGUGAGAUUGCGGAGAAAUGUCUCGCUGAUGAUGGGAGAAGCAGGCCAUCAAUGGGUGAGGUCCUGUGGCACCUUGAGUAUGUGCUGCAGCUCCAUGAAGCUUACAAGCGAAAUGUAGAGUCUGAAUCGUUUGGAAGCGGUGAAUUGGGAUUCGCUGAUAUAUCCUUUAGCCUUCCUCACAUCAGAGAGGGGGAAGAGGAACGCCACUCUAAGCCAUCAAGUAUCAGAGAGGAACUAGACACAUGA
This is a messenger RNA of Miscanthus lutarioriparius, 2529 nucleotides long. The record is from the annotation of a GenBank genome assembly. NCBI's taxonomy places the organism in Eukaryota, Viridiplantae, Streptophyta, Magnoliopsida, Poales, Poaceae.